Molecule: messenger RNA, 1249 nt
Organism: Diceros bicornis minor
Lineage: Eukaryota; Metazoa; Chordata; Mammalia; Perissodactyla; Rhinocerotidae
Product: metabotropic glutamate receptor 8-like
Exons: 4
Coding region: 284-1249 (321 amino acids)
Biological process (GO): G protein-coupled glutamate receptor signaling pathway; regulation of synaptic transmission, glutamatergic
Cellular component (GO): membrane
Molecular function (GO): group III metabotropic glutamate receptor activity
Source: RefSeq, a predicted model, not a curated record
ACGUGAAUUGUUGACCUCAUCCCAACAUCAGAACCUCAGCUGUUAUUCUAAUUUUUGCACCAUUCCAGGCAAGUUGACUUUAUAUGGAAAUAAAAUUGAACCUUAGGGGUCUGAUGGAAAUUCACUGUGACAUUCAAAUCAAGAAAACUUGCUGAAACCCACAGAGCCUUUUCCCCAUGGGCCCUGAUGGUAGCCUCCAGAAGGUACAACCUCAGGUGGUCCCUCUUCUUCUGUGGCAAGAAUAAACUCUGGGUCUUGGAUUGCAACACCACCUGUGGAGAAAAUGGUAUGCGAGGGAAAGCGAUCAGCCUCUUGUCCUUGUUUCUUCCUCCUGACUGCCAAGUUCUACUGGAUCCUCACAAUGAUGCAAAGAACUCACAGCCAGGAGUAUGCCCAUUCCAUACGAGUGGAUGGGGACAUCAUUUUGGGGGGUCUCUUCCCUGUCCAUGCAAAGGGAGAGAGAGGGGUGCCUUGUGGGGAGUUGAAGAAGGAAAAGGGGAUCCACAGACUGGAGGCCAUGCUGUAUGCAAUCGACCAGAUUAAUAAGGACCCUGAUCUCCUCUCCAAUAUCACUCUGGGUGUCCGGAUCCUGGACACAUGCUCCAGGGACACGUAUGCUUUGGAGCAGUCUCUAACGUUCGUGCAGGCAUUGAUAGAGAAAGAUGCUUCCGAUGUGAAGUGUGCUAAUGGAGAUCCACCCAUCUUCACCAAGCCUGACAAGAUUUCUGGAGUCAUAGGUGCUGCAGCAAGCUCUGUGUCCAUCAUGGUUGCUAAUAUUUUAAGACUUUUUAAGAUACCUCAAAUCAGCUAUGCAUCCACAGCCCCAGAGCUAAGUGAUAAUACCAGGUAUGACUUCUUCUCUCGGGUGGUCCCGCCUGACUCCUACCAAGCGCAAGCCAUGGUGGACAUCGUGACGGCACUGGGGUGGAAUUAUGUGUCGACACUGGCUUCUGAGGGCAACUACGGAGAGAGUGGUGUGGAGGCCUUCACUCAGAUCUCGAGGGAGAUUGACCUUUUCCACAUUCAUGGUGAUAAAGAUUUGUUACUCUAUUCUCAUCCUGAAACAUUCAGUGGUCUGAAUGUCAUUGUCAUUGAAACUGUGGUGUUCCCUUCACUAGCCUUCAGUAGCAGUGAUUCCCAAACAGGAGCCAGGAUGGGUGGGAAACAGGCGGAACAGAAGAGAAGAAUGGAAGCCGCUUCCACGGCAGGCAGUAAACCUUCUGAGCUGGAUGUCCCUGAAGCUUCCUAA